UUUUCGAACCUAAGGGGUGUUAUCUAAUUAAUCCUUUUUGAUAGGCUCAUUGCAUUGGCGGUUGCUCUCUUAUCGAUUAUUCUUUUUUAUUUCUCUAAUUGCAGAGCUCUGCAUAUCCAGAAAAGCGCAGGAAAUGGCAUGGAGAAUGGAGAUACUGUUCAUUCGCGCCAAAUGUGUUACAAAUCACAUUGUAAAACCCUUAAAUCUCCAUUCAUUCAAUUUCUUUAUGUGCCUGAUUCGUGAGAAAGAGCCAGACAGAAUACUUGAGAAGUAUGAUGUUUUUCUUAGUUUCAGAGGUGAGGAUACCCGCAAUAAUUUUACUAGCCAUCUGUAUGCCGCUUUGUGUCAACAAAUGAUCAAUACAUUCAUUGAUGACGAGCUUAAAACAGGGGAUCAAAUUUCUCCAUCUCUUUGGAAUGCAAUUGAAGGGUCAAAGAUUUCCUUGAUCAUUUUCUCAAAAGAGUAUUCUUCUUCAGGAUGGUGCCUUGAAGAACUUGUAAAGAUCCUUGAAUGCAAGAACAGUUAUGGUCAGAUUGUAAUCCCUGUUUUCUAUGGUGUAUAUCCAUCAGAUGUAAGGAAUCAGAUUGGGACUUUUGGGGACGCUUUUUCUAAGCUUGAAAAACGUUUCAAGGGUUCGCAAGAAACAUUGCAGAGAUGGAGGACUGCUUUAGGAGAAGCUGCCAAUCUAUCUGGCUUUGAUUCAAAUGUCAUCAGGUCUGAGUCUAUACUUUUACAGAAAGUUGUCGAAAAUAUUUUGGCGAUAUUGAAUGAGGAUUCUCCUUUAAUUGAAAACAAGAACCUAGUUGGGGUAGAUUCUAGAAUCGAGUAUAUUGAAUGGCAACUAUUCAUUGGGUUUCCUGGUUUUCGCAAGAUAGGAAUUUGGGGUAUUGGUGGAAUAGGUAAGACCACUCUUGCUGGUGCUGCGUUCAAUAAAAUCUCUAGACAUUUUGAAAGCUCUUACUUUGUUAAAAAUAUUCGAGAAGAAUCAGAGAAAAGUAAGGGACUAACUAAGUUGCACAAAAAACUUAUUCGUGCAAUUUUAAAGGAUAAACAUGCCAAUAUAGGAUCCCCUUUCACCAAAAAAAGGCUUGCUUCCAAGAAAGUUCUCAUUGUGUUUGAUGAUGUGACAGAUCUAAAGCAAAUUGAAUCUUUGAUUGGACAUUUUGAGUAUUUGGGUUCAGGAAGUCGAUUCAUGAUAACGACAAGAGAUAAACGAGUAUUAGAAAAAUGUGAAGUGGAUUACAUAUAUGAAACUGAAAUAUUAUUUGAUGAUGUAGCUUUGGAAUUGUUUAGUCGAUACGCCUUUAGACAAAACCUUCCCCCAAAAGAUUUUGUGCAGCUAUCUAAGAGGGCGUUAUCAUAUGCUAAAGGUGUUCCACUUGCUCUUGAAGUUUUAGGUUCCUCUCUAUAUAAGAGGACAAAGAAAGAAUGGGAAAGCUAUAUAAAAAGAUUAAGGAGAAUUCCUGAUAUGAAUGUCCAAAAGGUAUUAAAAGUAAGUUAUGAUGGGCUAAAUGAUGAAGAGCAGGAGGUAUUUUUGGAUAUUGCUUGUUUCUUUAAAGGGUAUAAUAGAGAUCUUAUAGAAGCAAUCUUGGAUGGCUGUGGCAUAGCCUCACAUUUUGAUAUUAAUGUUCUGAUUGAAAGGUCUCUCAUAACCGCAUCAUUCAACACCAUAACAAUGCAUGAUUUAGUUCAAGAAAUGGGUAGAGAUAUUGUUCGUCAGGAAUCACCUAAUGAUCCUAGCAAACGUAGUCGGCUUUGGGAUCAUGAGGAUAUCUUUUUAGUAUUGACAAAUAAUGCGGGGACCGGAGCUAUUCUAGGCAUGCGCUUGGAUAUGUCUGAAGUAAGACAGCUACAUUUAAAUCCUAAAGCUUUCAAGAAGAUGCAUAACCUAAGAUUCUUGGAAGUGCAUUGCUGCUGGAAUGAUAACAAGGUACAUGGUUUCGAAGUCCUUAAAUCUGAUUUCUCUGAGCUACGGUACUUUCGCUGGGAUGGAUAUUCUGCCAAAUCAUUGCCACCAAAUUUUAAUCCAAAAAACCUUGUUGCACUCCACAUGCCUUUUAGCAAAGUUAAACAACUUUGGAAUGGGGACCAGGCAGUGAAAUGAUGUUGAUUGCUCUUUCUACUCUUGUAAGCUGCUACUAUUUGGUUAAUUGUUUUCUAUGUCAAACUCUGGUUGGUUUUUCUGGGCUUUUCCUGAUGUUUUUGCCUUCUGAGGCUGGCUUUGUUUCUUGUAUUUGCUUAAUUAGUUUGCUUUCUUUCUAUGGCUAUG
Messenger RNA from Pistacia vera, 2269 nucleotides. Its product is annotated as disease resistance-like protein DSC1. NCBI's taxonomy places the organism in Eukaryota, Viridiplantae, Streptophyta, Magnoliopsida, Sapindales, Anacardiaceae. Gene Ontology annotation, biological process: defense response; signal transduction. The coding region runs from base 134 to 2104 and encodes 656 amino acids. The record is from RefSeq and is a predicted model, not a curated record. Gene Ontology annotation, molecular function: ADP binding. The transcript is spliced from 5 exons.